Dictyostelium purpureum is the source of this 390-nucleotide messenger RNA. RefSeq lists its product as uncharacterized. The transcript has a single exon. Gene Ontology annotation, molecular function: RNA binding. The record is from RefSeq and is a predicted model, not a curated record. The coding region runs from base 1 to 390 and encodes 129 amino acids. Gene Ontology annotation, biological process: mRNA splicing, via spliceosome; maturation of SSU-rRNA; ribosome biogenesis. Gene Ontology annotation, cellular component: small-subunit processome; nucleolus; precatalytic spliceosome. Lineage: Eukaryota; Evosea; Eumycetozoa; Dictyosteliales; Dictyosteliaceae.
AUGGCCGAUUCUUCAAUUAACGAAAAAGCUAAACCAUUAGCUGAUAGCAAACUUACUCUUACUAUUUUAGAUCUUAUCCAACAAGCCAACAAUUUUGGUCAAUUAAAGAAAGGUGCUAAUGAAGCUACCAAAUCAGUUUCACGUUCAACCGCUGAAUUUGUUAUUUUAGCUGCUGAUGCCGAACCAUUAGAAAUCCUUCUCCACAUUCCAUUAUUAUGCGAAGAUAAGAAUAUCCCAUACGUUUUCGUUCCAUCAAAAUCUGAAUUAGGUCGUGCUUGUGAUGUCUCACGUCCAGUCGUUGCUUGUUCAGUUAUUGUUGAUGACAAGAGUCAAUUAAAAUCACAAAUCAAUUCAGUUAAAGACGCUUUAGAUAGAUUAUGGAUUGCCUAA